Molecule: messenger RNA, 429 nt
Organism: Alternaria viburni
Lineage: Eukaryota; Fungi; Ascomycota; Dothideomycetes; Pleosporales; Pleosporaceae
Exons: 2
Coding region: 1-429 (142 amino acids)
Source: RefSeq, a predicted model, not a curated record
AUGUCCACCCUCUCCGCCCAACAAGCAACGGCUAAAGCCGUCAUCGAUGGAUACAACGCAUGGAACAUGGAUAAGAUCAUGGCCUACCGAACGGCAGACUGUACACAACAAGUCCUCCCUGCGUCUCUUGGCCGACCAGUCAUGAAUAACACCGAGUAUCGCGAGCGCUUCAGUCAGAUGAUUCCACAUUUCAGGAACUUCAAGGUCACUGUUCACACAGAAGUGCAUGAUGUAGAUGCGCAUACGUGUAUCAUGCAUGCGACGAGUACAGCCGAUAGCGAUAUUGGACCGUACGCGAAUGAGUACGCGCUGAUCCUGCAUUUCACAGAGGAUGGAAAGCAGGUUACCAAGUUUUUGGAAUUCGUAGAUUCGGCUUUCUCCAACAAAUUCUUCAAGGAGCUAAGAGACGCGGGACUUGGACCGCAGUAG